This is a messenger RNA of Aspergillus uvarum CBS 121591, 514 nucleotides long. RefSeq lists its product as uncharacterized. The record is from RefSeq and is a predicted model, not a curated record. NCBI's taxonomy places the organism in Eukaryota, Fungi, Ascomycota, Eurotiomycetes, Eurotiales, Aspergillaceae. Bases 89 to 454 code for a protein of 121 amino acids. The transcript has a single exon.
GCUCCCACCAGUACUCACUCAGUAUACUUACUUCCAAUUAUAGCUUCUCACAUAUCCUUCUCCGCUUCAAGGAUCAUUGAUCCUGGCCAUGCUGGCCCCCCAUGCCUGUUCCUGGGGUCGACCCAUGGAAAAGCUAGUGAUCACGUUUUAUCUAUCUAUCUAUCUAUCUACCUAUCUAUUUAUCAGCCAACCCCAGACCCCAACCCGGGACCAUCCUCGGACGCAAGUAAAGGAGCCCUGUGCUGGAGAUGAUGAACCUGAGAGAAAGGCCCCAUAUCCCACGGGCAUACCAACGAGCCGCGCCACCGAGGCCCGGGAAAAGGGGUUCUCGUUUCUCAAUUCGUUUUCUUCAAGGUCAUUUCUCCAUACUCCCUCUCGUUUUGGUUGUCAUUCUCUAUUCCGUUCAAUUUCUAUCCCCGCCGAACAAUUUUUCGGAUUUGGGUACCAAUGGUAAUACGGCCAGGGUAUCCGUGCGUAGUCUCCAGUAGUACAUAGCACUGUACAUAGAACAUAG